CGGGACACAGGACGCGGGGGUGAGCAGCAUCUCUUGCGCUUGUGUGCGUCACAGAGGACGCGCACGCCCGCCCGCCCGAAGAGCAAUAACAGCAUUUUCAGCGACAUCGCUCGAUAAACGCCAUGCAGAUAACACGGGAAAAUGAAACGGGACUGGCACGCCAUAGAAUGUAAGACAUUUGUCGUGUAUCUGAUCUCCUAAUGCUUCCUACAAUAUAUAAGUAACAAGAUUCGGGACGUUUCAACACAAGUCACCAGAUCUCAGGGAAUCAUCAAGUGUUAAUCGUCAGAUACCCCGAUACACCCGAGCAGCAUGCCAGAGCAGAGUAACGAUUACCGGGUGGUGGUGUUCGGAGCCGGGGGCGUGGGCAAAAGCUCCCUGGUUCUGCGCUUCGUAAAGGGCACUUUCAGGGACACCUACAUCCCAACGGUGGAGGACACCUACCGGCAGGUGAUCAGCUGCGACAAGAGCGUAUGCACUCUGGAGAUCACCGACACCACCGGCAGCCACCAGUUCCCUGCUAUGCAGCGUCUGUCCAUCUCCAAAGGCCACGCCUUCAUCCUGGUCUACUCCAUCACCAGCAGGCAGUCGCUGGAGGAGCUCAAGCCCAUCUACCAGCAGGUGUUGGCCAUCAAAAGCAACGUAGAGAACAUCCCCAUCAUGCUAGUGGGCAACAAGAGCGACGAGACCCAGCGAGAGGUGGAGACCAAGGAGGGCGAAGCUCAGGCCAACAUCUGGAAAUGCGCAUUCAUGGAGACGUCGGCCAAGACCAACACCAACGUCAAGGAGCUUUUUCAGGAGCUGCUGAACCUGGACAAGAAGCGUGACAUGAGCCUGAACAUGCGCUCCAGCAAGCAGAGACGUGCGGAUAAGCUGAAGGCCAAGUGCAGUGUGAUGUAGGAGAUGGCAGAAUACACCAUGGCAUGGCUCGACGCGUAACUGACUCCUCAAAAAUGUACAUAAGUCCCUCACCUCCUCUCUCAGUCUCAAUCAGGUAACCUUUAGUGUGCAUCCGAACCGUCAACCGUCUCCCCGUUAUGUUUGGCUCCUGUAGUGACUCUGUGUACGAGACUUGAUGAGCUGACACGUCAAGCAGGAAGGACGUCCCAUGACUAUCACACAUGCAGACUUGAAUUCAAGACAGACCAAAAUCAUCAAUAUGGCCCUUUUGACGCGAGGCUGUGUCUUUAACGGUACGGUGUUGAAAUGCAGACAUGAACGUCUUGAACUGGUUCUGCAUCGGAAGCAAUUCUCAUCCAAAGAUGGAAAAGCACAGCUCGAGAGGGGACACUAUCUGCUCUUCCAAAUUGCAUACUAUAGCAGCACAAAAACCUAUUAUGAAUUAGAAAACAAUUCGGGACGAAGGACAUUCUUAGCUUGCCAGCGACGUAACCUGGUAUAACAGAGUUAAGUGCGUAAUGCAUGCCUGACGAUAGAAAACUACCUUCAUAUUAAAUGUGUUUGAGAUCUUUUCAUCCAGAACAGAGCUAUAUCUUAUUAAAGCACAGUGAAUAAGUCCUAAAUGUGAUUAUUUAUAAAGGCUAUUUUUUGUGACGGGUGGGGGGGCUCAGGGAGGGGGCUGUCCGCCGGUGUUUCGUUUUAACAUUACGUUUUUCAAGUGUUGAUGGCACUGGAAAACCUUAAUAUAUGCAUUUCGUCAUCUAACAUAUAUCCUGUAUGUGAACUCUAUAUGUGUAUUAUCAGCACUAAUGAAAUCCCCUGUACAGACCAUUUUCUCCUGUCGGUGUCAAUAUUUCCUCCCAUAAUUUAACGCCAUUUGCUUUAGCAAUACAUGAUAUGAAAGCACUUUUAGAAUCUCGAGCACAUUCAAAACACAGAGCGUGAACCUUUACGAACAUGUUCCUGUCAAACGCGUUUACAACUUUACUGCAGAAACAGUGUUUAUUCAAUAAAUAUUAUGUGAGGGACCAGAAAAAUAAAGAAGCACAAACGUAAAGUAAA
Messenger RNA from Triplophysa rosa, 1962 nucleotides. It is a transcript of the gene diras1a, whose product is annotated as DIRAS family, GTP-binding RAS-like 1a. The coding region runs from base 313 to 900 and encodes 195 amino acids. The transcript is spliced from 2 exons. Gene Ontology annotation, cellular component: plasma membrane. Lineage: Eukaryota; Metazoa; Chordata; Actinopteri; Cypriniformes; Nemacheilidae. Gene Ontology annotation, molecular function: GTP binding; GDP binding; GTPase activity. The record is from RefSeq and is a predicted model, not a curated record. Gene Ontology annotation, biological process: signal transduction.